Molecule: messenger RNA, 2868 nt
Organism: Capsaspora owczarzaki ATCC 30864
Lineage: Eukaryota; Filasterea; Ministeriida; Capsasporidae
Product: vesicle fusion protein
Exons: 14
Coding region: 65-2746 (893 amino acids)
Biological process (GO): intracellular protein transport; endosomal vesicle fusion; autophagy
Cellular component (GO): cytoplasm; membrane
Source: RefSeq, a predicted model, not a curated record
UUUUUUUUUUCCCUUUCCCCGUUUUUCCCUCUCUUUCUCUCUCCCUUUCGUCGCCGCUCUCACGAUGCACGACGCGUUCCAAGUCCGCGCGGUUGUGGAGAAGCUCCCUCUUGCGAUUGAGGCCGUGACCACCUGGGGCGACAAGAUCAUCCUGUCGACGGACAAGACGCCCCUGCUUGUGUACUCUGUGCCCGGACUCGAUCCCAACGGCAACGUCAUCCCCGGCGCAGACACGACGCCGCAGCUCCUCGAGAGCAAGAAGGCCUUCUCAAAGCGCCCUGCGUCCCAGCUCACCGUCAUCGAGGAGCUCAACCUCCUCGUCUCGCUCUCUGAUGGAAUGGUCUCGGUGCACGACCUGCCGCACUUUUCGCCGCGAUUCAGCCUGGCCAAGACGCGCGGCGCAUCGCUGUACGCGCUGGACGUCCAGACACCGGAAGUGCUGCCGUCGACGCGACCGUCGUCAUCGCGCGGCCAGCAGCAGCAGCAGCAGGCACAGGCUCAACAGCAGCUGCGCGUCAGACUUUGUGUGGUUGUCAAAAAGAAGAUCAUCACGUUCCUCUGGGAAGGCGGCACGUUCGUCGAAGACAAGGAACUAAACACACCGGAUGUUGCUCGUGCAGUCGCUUGGUGCGAGCACUCCCUGUGUGUGGGUUUCAAGAAGGAGUACAAUCUGAUCCAUAUUGAUUCCGGCGCGCUGACCGAUCUCUUCCCGACCGGCAAAUCGGGAGAGCCACUCAUUGCUCGCGUGUCCAACAAGGAGCUGUUGCUGCAAAAAGAUCUCAUCAGCAUCUUUAUUGGUUAUGAUGGCAAACCUACGCGGCGCUUUGGCAUCAGCUGGUCUGACACACCCACUUAUCUCGACCUGGUCCCGCCGUACGCGGUGGCCUUGCUGCCGCGUGGCCUCGAGGUGCGAACUCUGGAAACGCAAAUCCAAGUGCAAACGCUUGAUCUGCCGAAAGUGCAGUUCAUUGCGCAGGGUCGCGGAGUGUUUGCAGCCUCUCCCACGCAUGUUUGGCAUCUGAUGUCCAUGCCACUUCAGAGUCAGAUUGAGCAACUGAUUCAACAAAAAGAGUACGAAGAGGCUCUGAAUCUUGCACAACUUCUCAAAGACGUUUCUGAAGAGCGAAAGCAAGCGCAAGUACGACAAAUCCGAACUCUUCAUGCGUACUCCUUGUUUGAUCAGCACAAGUAUGACGAGUCGCUCGUCAUCUUUACUGAGCUCGAUAUGGACCCGCCCCAAGUGAUUGGUCUCUAUCCGGAGCUGUUGCCCGAGGAGCUUCGUCGACAGAUGAAGUACCCCAUUGCGUUGCCAAAAUUCGAGCGUGGCGAGCUGGAAAAGGCCAAGUUGGCUUUGAUUGAGUUCCUCACCCAAAAGCGCAACCGUCUGAUCAAGGCUGCGGCCGACCCAUCGGCGCAAGACGAAAUGACUCGCAAAGAAGUCAGCCAAAUUAUUGAUACGACUCUACUCAAGUGCUACUUGGACACGAACGCUGCCCUCGUUGGUCCUCUGCUCCGUGUUGAAAACUACUGUCAUGUUGGAGAGUCUGAGAAGAUUUUGAAGCGCAGCGAGCGAUACGCCGAGCUUGUCAUGCUCUAUCAAGGCAAGGGUUUGCAUCGAAAGGCACUGGAGCUUCUUUUCCGCGAGGCUCAAAACCCUGCCAGUGCGCUUCGUGGCCAUAUGCGAACCGUCAACUACCUCCAAAAGCUUGGCGCCGAACAUCUCGAUCUCAUUCUCGAGUUUUCGCGAUGGGUUUUGCUCUUGGCUCCCGAAGACGGCCUCAGAAUCUUUACCGAAGACAUGAAGGAAAUCGAGACUUUGCCGCACGACAAGAUCCUGACCCACUUGGAAGGAUUCGAGACGAUUUUGGAACGUCAAGCCGUGUCGUCGGGAUUCCAAGAGUCUCGCCUUGUGCUCCCUUAUCUCGAGCAUGUCAUUGACAACUGGCACGCGACCGCGACCGACUUUCACAACAAGCGCGUGCUGCUCUACUUGACCGCCGUGCAGGCGCUUCGAAAGGAUACCGAGCCCCGCUCCAACCAACCCGCUGGCACCGAAGCCGGCGCGCUCGGCAUGUAUCGCCGAAAGUUGAUUGCCUUCCUCGAAACCUCGCGGAAUUACAAGCCUCCGAUCAUGCUCAGCCGCUUCCCGACGGAUGACUUGUACGAGGAGCGAGCCUUGCUGCUCGGCCGAUUGAAUCGCCACGAGCAGGCUUUGAACAUUUAUGUGACCAAGUUGAACAACACAUUCAUGGCGGAGCAAUACUGCGCCAAGAACUACAAUCGCGACGUGGAGGGACAGAAAGACGUGUAUUUAUCUCUCUUGAAAGUCUAUCUUCGCACACCGGACGUCUACGGCGAGGGCGCGCCAACGGAUACGGAACCCAUGAUUGAGCAGGCUCUGAGCCUCCUGAUCCACCAUUACAACCACAUCGACACGCCCAAGGCGCUGGAGCUCCUCCCUUCCAACAUUCCCAUUCAAGGUCUCGAGCCGUUCUUUGAGGCGGUUUUGCGUGACCGCACCGAGGCCCGGCGUGCGGCUCAAGUGUUGAAAAACCUGCACAAGGCCGAGCAGCUCCAAGUCCAAGAGCAGUUGAUGCACUAUCAGGCACGCCGUGUCCUGAUUACCGAAGACAAGAUCUGUCCCGUGUGUGGCAAGCGCAUUGCCAACAGUGCAUUUGCUUACUACCCCAACGGCACGAUUGUCCACUACGGUUGCUUGAAGGAUCGCAAUGUUGCUCCAGUGUAAUCUGUUUUUUUUUUCUGUUGAACUGGUCGGUGCUUGGGGCUUUUGUUGGUGUUGGAUGGUUGUUGUGUCUGAAUUGUUUCGUGUUGUAUAUGAACAAACAAGCUUGUGUGCUUCUUUUUGAA